This is a messenger RNA of Exophiala spinifera, 924 nucleotides long. RefSeq lists its product as uncharacterized. The transcript is spliced from 2 exons. The record is from RefSeq and is a predicted model, not a curated record. NCBI's taxonomy places the organism in Eukaryota, Fungi, Ascomycota, Eurotiomycetes, Chaetothyriales, Herpotrichiellaceae. Gene Ontology annotation, molecular function: catalytic activity. The coding region runs from base 1 to 924 and encodes 307 amino acids.
AUGGCCUCGUCAACCAAGAUCCCUCUUCGACCGUCUCCGGCCACACAGCGCCUUCGAGACCUCCUGGCAGAUCCUGAGCACAUCGUCGUGGCUCCAGGCGUGUAUGAAGGCAUCUCAGCGCGCAUUGCUCUAUCACUUGGCUUUGAAGCCUUGUACAUGACAGGAGCAGGAACGUCCAUGUCUCGUCUGGGCUACGCCGACCUCGGCCUGACAACGCAACACGACAUGGUAUCUCAGGCCGAGACGAUCGCCAACAUCUCGCCUUCGACGCCCCUCAUCGCCGACGCCGACACGGGCUACGGCGGACCCGUGGCCAUCGCGCGCACCGUGUCCAAGUACGCCCGGGCGGGCGUGGCGGCCCUGCACAUCGAAGACCAGGUGCAAGAGAAGCGCUGCGGCCACCUUCUGGGCAAGGAGAUCGUGGCGCGCGAGGUCUUUUACUCGCGGAUCCGGGCCGCCGUCAACGCCCGGCGCGACCUGGGCCUGGACAUCCUGAUCGUCGCGCGCACCGACUCGCGCCAGAGCUACGGGUUCGAAGAGGCCCGCAACCGGCUCCUGCGCGCCGCCGAGAUUGGCGCCGACGUCGUCUUCCCCGAAGCCCUGACGUCGACGUCCGAGCUGGCCGAGAUGGUGCGGGCCAUGCGCCGCACGCCGUGCCUGCUCAACAUGGUCACCAAGGGCGUCACCCCCGAGUUGUCCGUCGACCAGGCCAAGGAGCUCGGGUUCCGAAUCGUCAUUUUCCCGAUCGCCGGGUUUGGCGGUGCCAUCAAGGGCAUCACCGAGUCUCUGGCCACUUUGAAAUCCACCGGUCGCGAACCAGAAGACCUGAUUGGUGUAAAGCAGGCCUUUGAACUGUGCGGGUUGAACGAGUGUAUUGAACUUGACAAGCGGGCCGGGGGGAAGGCACUAGCUGGUUUGGAAUGA